Molecule: messenger RNA, 4073 nt
Organism: Rhopalosiphum padi (bird cherry-oat aphid)
Lineage: Eukaryota; Metazoa; Arthropoda; Insecta; Hemiptera; Aphididae
Exons: 2
Coding region: 157-1581 (474 amino acids)
Source: RefSeq, a predicted model, not a curated record
GGAUCCACAACGCCAAUACAACUGUUCGCGUACCUUCAGUCUUUGCAGUACACCGCGACGGCUGGCCAACGGCAAUGACUUAAAACACAUCGUGCACUCGAUUAAAAAUAUCACGAUUCUCGUUGUGUAACUGUAUCGUAUUGAAAAAACGUCAACAUGAUGCCGACGGCGCAGAUCACCAAGCCCAAGGUGGAAAAGCGCAAACAGACCAGUGUCAAGUCCAUUGCGGAUGUCGAGGAUGUGGUGGCCACGAAGAAAACGUCCAACCGACACCGGCACUUCACGCUAGUCAAGGACAGUAACGUAGCCACCAUUCUGGCGCACUCGAUCCGGGACAUCUACAAAAUGUUUAUCGUAAUUAUUUUAUGUUUGUUAAGUGUGUCUAAUUUUACAACUUGUCUAGUUACCUCUUGUGAUACGGUACCUUUAGUAUUUUAUGAACAUAAAAAUUACUGCGGAGAAUCGUCAAUGAUGACUGUAAGUUUUGGAUCGCCAGAAGGAAGCGCAUGUGGUAGUUGUUAUAAUUAUAAUGAAAUAGCGCAUUUGAUAAAAUAUCGAAAACCCGGAUCUAUAGAAUUACCACCUGAGUAUUAUAUACGGUUAUAUGAAAAUAACAAUUGUCAUGGCGAUCAUUUGACAUUUUGUGGUGAUCAUUGUGCUUGUAAUAGCGCACACAUAGAUUUAAAUGACGAGAAUAGUCGUUGUUUUGUGUCUAAUACAGUUUCAAACUUUUGUCCAGGAGAUACAAGCUGUCGUGGAUGGUAUAAUUGUUUAGUGCAAAAUAAUUGCUGGGGAAAUCAACCAGGUAUAUAUUCCUUUUCAGUACAUAAAAAACCAGAAAGUAUAAGAAGUGAUGAUAGGUUGUCAAUUGCUUAUCCAAAUAACUUUUUCGGAGUAUAUAUAGAUACAUUAGAAUGCGAUACGUUCGGAGGAGAUUCAUUUUGUACUAUAGACAUAUAUGAGGAUGAUGAUGAAGAUAACGGUGAUGAUAAAAAACGUGAUAUAAAUCCAUGGAAACCUGAAUACAACUUUUGGCAAUCGUGGAUAUUUUAUAUGUCUCCAAAUUUACAAACCGGCUUAAUGGCAACUUUUGACAAAUUGGUUCUCGAAUGUAAAACUAAUCAAUAUUUAAUAGAUUGGUCAUUUUUAGAAAUUAAUGGAAAAAUAGCAGGUAUAACCAAGAUGUUUUCCGGACAAUACCAAUAUGAGAAUGUAUUAUAUUCGAUAAUGGUGCAAGUACUGAAAAAAAGUACGUCAGCAGUAUCUGAGAUAGAAAAAACCUCAUAUACCAAUUUUUAUUCGAAAUUGCGUAGUUAUGCACAUGCAGUUAUCAAAUAUAGAAAACAAGGUAUACAUCGGGCAGGACUGAAUGCGGAUAGACGACAUAUUCAAGUAUUAGCAUUUUGGGAAUUGUUAGAAUUUAUUUUAGACUAUGGAAUACAAUUCUUAUCUGAUGGUCAAAUAACAUUAGAUAUAAAUGAAUUUGCUGAAAAAAUGAAUAAAUGUAACUUAUUCUCUAGAAUUAAUCCUGGUGCUGAUCCUGUAAUUACACUUUUAAGAAUAUCAGAACAAUGCGCAUAAUAUACAAUUAUUAUUUACAUGAAAUAAAGUAAAAAAUAAAAUUGUUAAAAUUAUUAGUAUUUCAUUAUACGCUUAACGAGUAUUGAAUAAAAAAUAAUUUAAUUAUUAAAUUCUGAAAACAAAUCAUGCAGUAAGAUUUAUAAAUUAUAAAUACAGUGUUUUAUGAUAUGUAAGUAUAUAUAAGUCAUUACUAAUAUUCUAUAAACAACAUUUAAUUAAAAAAUUUAAAUCGUUAUGUGCAGCGUUUCAGAUACUAAAAUAUUAUUUUUACUGAUAAUUAUUGUCUAAACACUAUAUACUGUUUUCCUGUUCGUUAUAUAUUGGAGUAUGAGUCUAUCGUAUGGUGCCUAUUCUCAUCGUGUUAUAUAUAUUGAAAAAAUCAAAAGGGCACAAAGAAGAUUUUUGUGCUUCAUUUAUUUAAAAAAAAUAUUAAAUAAUGAAAACUUUUAUAAUAUAAUUUAUAUUCAAAAUAUCAAUCUAUUAUCUACUCGUAAAAAAGCUGACAUACCUAUCCUUCCUCUCUAAAUUAAUUAGUAGCAAAAUUACAUGUUCCUCUCGGCUCGCUCUUAUAGAACGUAUUUCUUUCAACAUUCCACAAUAAUAUAUUACUCUUGAAGUCUUGAACAUGUUCUACUUAUUAUAUCAAAAUCCACCAUACUAAUUAUGGGUAUAAUAAUCCCUAAGAAAGAAUUUUGAAAAUCUGGACUUGAUUUUGUCAUUUGUAAGUAUUUACCUAUAUUAUAAGUUAACCGGCUUCGUAAUUUUAUACAAUGAACGCCGCUUAUAAGACUCGCUUUGAGACCAGCACAAAAUAAACAAAAAUUUUAAUUACAUAUUUAUGAAUUUUAUUUUACUAUAUAUUUUGCUUUUAUUUUAAUUUACUUAAAUACAUAUUACACAUAUUACUUAUAAGUGUAAAAAUGAAAAAAUGAUUAAAAAAUGAAAAUUAUAUUAUUAUAAAAAUUAUUACAUAAUAAUAUUAAUAAAAACUUACAAAAUAUUAUGUAUGUACACACUAAUAUUAUUAUUUAUGAAAACAAUUUGUAAUUUUGGUAUGUUUUAUCAUGUUAUUUGUUGUACAUACACACAUUAUACAGCACGAAUCGAAAUCGAAACCAGUAAAAACAAACAAAAAUAAUGUUAUUUCUAAAUUUUAACCAAAUAUGUUUAUUUUCUACCAUUUUUUUUUUAUGAAAUUUGAGUUAUAAACGGAGUGGUGAAUCUGUGAAUCAUAUUGCCGAAUCUUUUAUAGUGUAUUUAAAAAUUAGACCGUUCAAGACGAUAUUGAGUCUAAUAUGCGACUGAACCUUAUAUCCGUACGGAUCACGUGAGUCUUAUUUAAGCAGCGUCAACUGUAUAUAUUUAAAGUUUAAUUGUAUUUUAGAUAAUCCUAUAUUGAAUGCUGUUAUUAUAGUAUAAAAUAAUGUUAUAUUUUAUUGUAAUUGUUUAUGUUAUUAUUUUAUAUAUAUGUAUAUAAUUCUGUACUUAGCCAACUUUGACGUUUAUCUCAAUAAAUACAAUAAAUAAAUAAAAAUAAUAGUGUACAGCUGAUAUAAUAAUGUAUAUUCGUGAUUAGUAAAUAUCAAGUUUUAUUAUUGGUUAAUUACUUUUGAACGAAAUAUAUUAAAUAUAACAUUAUACGUAAGUAAUUAUUAAAAUAGUAAUAAAUUACCAACUAAUUUUAAUUGAUAGACGGGUUAAUUUUUUCAGAGUGAUGAUAUCUGUAUUUUAUAAAUUAUGAUUUUUAAUGUUUAGACAAUUUCAUGUUAAUGUUUUUCCAUAACAAAUUAAUUAAUCUAUUAUAGUAUACCAAUAAUAUCCAACUUACUUAAUAUUCAUCUUUAUAAAAGCAAUUUAUUAUUACCAACUGGUUCCGAUAUGAAUAUAAUGUGUUUAAAACUUAAUGUUGUAUGUAACAUUGUAACAUACUAAUUAUAUAACGCUUGUAAUAUUACUGAAAUUAUUUGUGUGAAAUUAUUAUGUGAUUUAUUUAUAAAAAACUCCUUAUUUGUCUUUAUAUAAAAAUGUAAUAAUAUGUACCUAAAACAAUAAUAAUUAUUUGUAAUCUAAAAUAAUCCUAGGCCUCCACACGAGUUUUUCUCAGUGAGGCCCAGUAAUCUUUCGAUAUUAAAAUAAAUAAAAAUAAAAAUAAAUAAAACUGUACUUCCACCUCAUUUUUCCCCAGAGCCUUGUCAUUGGCGAUCCAUAUAACGGAUUAUGUUGAUUUUUUUUUCUAUAUCACGUAAUGAUCGUAAUGUAUUCAGACAGAAUGUGUAUAUUGCUUUAAAUUUAAUUGUUUAAAUUGAUGGUCCGAUUUAUUAGUAAUUUUCUUAUUAUUCUGCUCACUGUUGUUAUAUUAUAAGUUUUACUAAUUUACUACUAUUAUAGACUAUAGUAUUAUGUUAUUCUGCUGUUAUUAUUGUCACACUUUUUUAUACAUCUUAUAAUUCUUGUUAUUCAUAUAAUAUAAAUAUAAACUAUCAAAUUAUUCA